Messenger RNA from Ruditapes philippinarum (Manila clam), 372 nucleotides. RefSeq lists its product as uncharacterized. NCBI's taxonomy places the organism in Eukaryota, Metazoa, Mollusca, Bivalvia, Venerida, Veneridae. The transcript has 2 exons. The record is from RefSeq and is a predicted model, not a curated record. Bases 1 to 372 code for a protein of 123 amino acids.
AUGCACCGCUACUCACACACUGACUCACAGAGCACCAUUUACUUACCAGAUGAAGCACUUCUCGUUCAAUACGGUGUUGAUAACGAUUUUUAUGAUUUGUAUGUUGAUGAUAAUAACGAUUUUGAUCAUGGUUUUAAUAAUGAAGACAUUGGAGGUGAUGACAAUUUUGAUGAUGAUGAUGGCGGUGAUGAUGAUUCAAAUAAUGGUGAUGAACGAGGUGAUUAUGAAUUUGAUGAUGAUACGCGUGAUAGUGUUUUAAUUAAUGAUGAGGAUGAUUUUGAUGUUUAUUAUAAAUUUGAUAAUAACUUUGAUGGAGGAGUUGAAAAUUAUGAUUUUGAUGAUGAUGGGGAAAAAGUGAGGACGAGAGUAUAA